CAUGGAAUCUGUAAAGUAGUUGUGUUUUCUAUCAAAUUUUCGCUAAACAGGCGAUCUAAAAGGAAGCAAUAGUCGUUAAUAGCUCGUCGUACUUUCACCAUUUUAAGAGUAAAUCCCACUGUUAUACCAAGCGACCUCUAACGUUAGGCUGUCGGCAAUGGUGUUAAGCAGUUCUUUGGAAGAUUUCUGCUCAAGUGAUGUCUCGACUCGUCAAGAAGUCUCCAUCUCUUUGUACGGAUCUACCACUGGACAACACUGAUAUAUGUGACAAGCUUAAUUUGCUGAGGCAGCUCCUGCGAUCUUGUUUUGGUCCGACAGGUAGACUAAAACAAGUUCAUAACAACAUUGGAGGGCAUGUAGUAACCACCUCAACCUCUUCUGUUCUGCUUCCAGCCAUUUCCUCCUCGCAGCCUUUUAUCAAUUUGAUAAAAACCUCCAUUCUCAACCAUGUUUCUCGUUUCAGUGACUGUGGUUUGUUUGCUUCCAUUCUUUGUUUGUCUCUUAUAGAGCAAGCAAAGCAGUCUGGUCUCAGUGGGAAUGUUGCUAUCAGAGUGAACAAGCACUUGCUGGGUGUGUGCAUUAGUUACCUACAACAAGAAGACUGUGGAUGUAAAGUGAAGCUCGACUUCUGCAGCAGCCAGAACUUGAUCACAUUAGCUCACAGUAUUAUCUCCAGCAAACCAACAUGUGUGCUAACAAAGCCAGAGGCACUUCACAUCAGCAAGUUGGCUGUACAAGCUUUUUUGCUGACUGUUCCCUGUAACAGCCCAGGUAUAGUCAGUCUUGGCAGAAUAGUUACUGUCGCUGUUGAAGGCCAUGCUGUGCUGGACUCUGCAGUGUUUCCAGGUUUACUGGUGGACAUGCCUGAUGUCUUUAGCCUCAACAAAGUAGAGAACCUGCAUUCAAAUCCACUGUGUGUGGUGUUGUUCAGCACAUCUCUCGCUGGAGACCUUUCUGAACUGGGAGAUGGGAUAAUUGAGGUGCACCCAGGUGUAGACACAGACUCGCAGAUACUGGAUCAGCUCCUGGAACUCGGCAAACGAGUGGUUAAUGAUGAGGUAAAGCUCUUUGUGUGUCAGAAGGUGGUACACCCAGUCCUGCAGCAGUACCUGAGGAACCAUGGUAUCAUAGUGAUAGAGAGGCUGGGGAUCACUCUCAUGGAGCCACUUUCCCAGCUGACAGGUGCUCAACCUGUGGCCACAUUGCACACCACAAUCCCAGCCAUGGCCUACGGGAAGGUGAGCCGUCUCAGUUCGAAGCAGUUUGGAUCAAAGACAAUGCUGCAUUUACAGCCACCCGGGGAUUCGGCUAUCUGCACGAUGAUCCUCUGCCACAGGAAUGAGACAAUGUUAAGUGAGCUGAAGGUGGUGUGUCAGAAGACGGAGCAUGUGUUGAGGCUCACCCUGAGGGAACCAUCUGCAUUACUUGGAGGAGGGUGUACUGAGACCCACAUAGCUGCUUAUGUCCGACACAAGAGUAUUCGUGAAGUCACAGACAGAGCAUCAGCACUCAGGUGCUCACAGACAGAGUACCUUCUCGGCGUGGAGGGAUUCUGCCGCUCUCUGGAGUCUGUGGCCGCAGCGCUGGUGCACGACGGUGGCAGUUCUUUAAUGGAUCUGACUCAUGCUCACCACUGGACUCACUCUGCAGAUGUCAUGAAAGAACAUUUGGGGGAUAAUUCGGGCUUCUGUGGCUGUGGACUGGUGGAAAGUAGUCAAAAUCAUAAGUGGACUUAUUCAAACACUAAAUACCCAGAGUUCUCACCUGCACCUCUGUCGAGAGACGUGACUGUGCAGCCACGUGUGCUUGACUCUUUUACUGCUAAACUCAAUGCAUUGCAAGUUGCUGUAGAAACGGCUAAUCUUGCACUGGAUGUGAGAUAUCUUAUUCAAGACAUGAACUAGCAAAACAGGAAUUUUAGCAGGAGUGGAACUCUGAAUGUCAAUUGUCAUUCACAUUUUCAAAAUCUUUAAGUUAUAGGCAACAUGGUACUACGUUCAAUAUAACUGCCAUAUUUUUCCUGACUGUACCAUACUAGGGCCAUAUGGUCAAAUUUUAAAUUCACAAUUACGAUUUUGAUCAUUGAAAUUGAAAGGUCAUUUUUUUACACCCCUUGUAUCCUCCAAGUUUGGUAGGAAACAAUGUUCUCUGUACACAUCUCAACAUUAUGUGUUCGCCAGUCAUAUAAGCACCUUGAAACUGACCUUUAAGUGGUGUUUGAAAGAGUAUACAAUUUUUCUAAAAGAAAAUAAUUCAGCUCCUCAUGAACAAUUUAUCAAACCAGCAUGUUUGUGCUGCAGUUGCCUUUGGUCAGCACUAGGAGGUGCUACAAGGUUGGCACAGAUUUUUAUUUUAUUUUGAGCAAACAACACCAAAAAACAAACUAUCAGCUGAUGGUAAUUAUCCGCCCUUUUUAAAUUCCAUCGUAUUGCAUCCAGAAUGUUACAAGUCUAAACAUGCUGGUUGCUACCUGUUAGCAAAAACACAAAAACUAACCUCAGGUAAUCCGGUACUAUAAUGCUUUACUGUUCAUGAUGUUUUGACAGUUGGCAUGUAAAAUCUGAGCCAAGUUACACUGUGUGGUAUUUGUCUCCCGCAUAAUAAACGUUUUUUUCCCCAACAUAAAAUCUCUUCAUAUGUGCACUAGGGCUGCAACUGUAUGCGGUUUCAUGGUAGGAUAAUCAUCUCAGAAAAUGUCACCAUUUCAUGUUAUAUUACACAAUUAUAAAUGUUAUUAUUAUCAUAUACAAUGACCCUUAAAAUAAUGAAAACAGAAGGGUUUUCUUAGAACAAAUACU
This is a messenger RNA of Centropristis striata (black sea bass), 2798 nucleotides long. RefSeq names its product MKKS centrosomal shuttling protein (gene mkks). The record is from RefSeq and is a predicted model, not a curated record. Gene Ontology annotation, molecular function: ATP binding. Gene Ontology annotation, cellular component: kinociliary basal body; nucleus; cytoplasm. Bases 198 to 1904 code for a protein of 568 amino acids. NCBI's taxonomy places the organism in Eukaryota, Metazoa, Chordata, Actinopteri, Perciformes, Serranidae. Gene Ontology annotation, biological process: intracellular transport; cilium assembly; developmental process. The transcript has 4 exons.